Messenger RNA from Paramecium pentaurelia, 178 nucleotides. The record is from the annotation of a GenBank genome assembly. Lineage: Eukaryota; Ciliophora; Oligohymenophorea; Peniculida; Parameciidae.
AUGUUGGUCAAGAUAAAAAAAUAUUGUAUCAAUUUUCAAUAAAUUUUAAGAUUAAUUGAAUAUUAAAGGACUCUUAGAUAGAUAAUUGGAUGAAUUAGGAUCAAUGAAAGAGCAACCUAAAAAUGAUUUCUUUGUUUAUCCUUAAAUACAUAAUAAAAGAUAAAUAAAGAUAGUUUGA